Leishmania mexicana MHOM/GT/2001/U1103 is the source of this 753-nucleotide messenger RNA. RefSeq lists its product as hypothetical. The record is from RefSeq and is a predicted model, not a curated record. The transcript has a single exon. Lineage: Eukaryota; Euglenozoa; Kinetoplastea; Trypanosomatida; Trypanosomatidae. The coding region runs from base 1 to 753 and encodes 250 amino acids.
AUGCAGUUCGCCGGUGACUCCAGCUGGGACAGCCAUCGGGAGGCGAGCCGCAUGGGCAGCAACAUCACCACGAACAUCGAGAUUCCUGGAAGUGUGGCGGCGAAGGAGGAGAAUGCGGUGGACUUGUAUGACAUGAGCGACCCAGCCAACAUGCACGAAAACAGCUACUUGAACGAAUUCGAGUACGCCCCAACCCCCUUCAACCCCCGUCGCGUCAACCGCUGCCGCCUUGACAACUUUAUGAUUCUCGCCACGCUGAUUUUUAUGUUUAUAUUAUCGGUAUUUGCCCUCAUCCCCCCGCUCUUCUACUACAAAUCCGCUACCGCCACCAUCCGCAUUGACAGCAUGAACGUAUGGGGCACCGGGGGGGAGGGCGUGCAUCAGCACUACAAAGUCCAAACAAUCUUCUGCGACAGCUAUGCUUUGAAGUCGGAUGGGUACCUGACUUUGUACAUCCUGACUUUCCUCACCAUCUGCGUCGGUUUUGUGUUGUCGUUGUUUCCCAUCAUCUGCGGCCGCGUGCUGCUCUGCACCUACCUUGUCCACGCUCUGCUGCUUCUGUGUUGGUUCUUCGUCAUGUUGGCCAUGGUCUUGGGAGUGCAGAUGUACAGCGAGAAUUUAUGCCACGACACGUCGCUAAAGAAGAUCGGCUUCCGCUACGGCCCAGCGUUCGUCGUGACGGCCGUCCACUUCUCUCUCCUCUCCAUCAUGCUGAUCUUCUUGCUCCUACGCACCAUCAAGAAUCCGUUUUAG